This is a messenger RNA of Echinococcus granulosus, 246 nucleotides long. RefSeq lists its product as hypothetical. Bases 1 to 246 code for a protein of 81 amino acids. Lineage: Eukaryota; Metazoa; Platyhelminthes; Cestoda; Cyclophyllidea; Taeniidae. The record is from RefSeq and is a predicted model, not a curated record. The transcript is spliced from 2 exons.
AUGGUGUUCAAUACACAUUCACUUAGAGCUGCAAACACAGUCAAACACAAAGUGAACUUGAGCUAUCCAAUAGGUGGAAGUUCCACAUUCAGACCAGUUUACUCAAUGGGCAAGGUAUACGGAUCGUUUAAAAUGCCAAAUGAUGCACCUAGGAAUUUUAAACCAUGUGCGCUCCAGUAUAGUCUAUUAAAUGAGAGUUUUUGGAACCAGUGGAUAUUAUGUCACAUUUUUAUAACCACUAAAUAA